UUUUCCACUCACCAUUGCUGCGCUGGGAGCCGGAGUGGUGUGAGAGCGGUAGAGUGCCCUAACAGCGAGUGAGAUACCGCGUGGGGCGGGCCCUUUACCUGCCCCUCACAAUAAAACUCGCUGAGAGGAUGUCUCCCGGGCUGGGAGCUGGGCUACAACAGAGAGGGGAGUCCUUAUUUGCACCAGUUCUCUCUGUUUACAUCUCGCUUCGACUCUGACAGCAGCCGGUCAGCGCAAUGGCAGGAGUGGCCAAUACGAAGUCGAUAGUGUUGGGAGUUCUGGGGGUCGUCUUUGUGGUAGUUGGUACUGUCCUGGUGUUCCUGGUACCUAUAAUGAUGGAUCAGCAAGUAGAGAAGAAUGUCCGCAUUGAUCCGUCCAGUGGGUUUGCGUAUGAGAUGUGGCGAGACCUACCUGUUCCAUUCUACAUGUCCAUCUACGUUUUUGAAGUUGUUAACCAUAAGGAAGUGUUAUUAGGAGAGAAGCCACUAUUAGAAGAACGUGGACCUUAUGUGUACAGGGAGUACAAGAAAAAGGAAAACAUCACCUUUAAUGAAAAUGGAACCGUUUCAUUCGUGGAGUUUCGUACCUUACAUUUUGAUCCUGAGAGGUCUAACGGCAAAGAGGAGGAUCAUGUUGUAGUGCCAAAUAUUCUGGUUUUGGGCUCAUCCAUCAUGUUAGAGGAUUUGGGGAUACCAAUAAAAUGGAUCAUCAGUGGAGCAUUUUCCGCUUUCAAUGAGGAAGCUUUUAUUAAUCGAACAGUGAAGGAUAUAUUGUGGGGCUAUGAAAACCCAUUCUUGGAUUUCCUAAACACAAUUCUACCUGGAAAACUUCCCUUCAAGGGAAAGUUUGGCUUUUUUUCAGAUUUUAAUAACUCUAAUUCAGGAGUUUUUACUAUCAACACUGGGAUGGAAGAUAUCAGCCAAGUCCAAAUGAUAGACAGCUGGAAUGGGCUUGAACAGGUUGAUUAUUGGAAUUCAAAUCAAACAAAUAUGAUCAAUGGAACAGCAGGUCAAAUGUGGCCUCCUUUCAGAAAACCCUCAGAGCCUUUAGAAUUUUAUAGUCCAGAUGCUUGCCGGUCAAUGAAACUGGUAUAUGAAAAGGAAGAAACAUUUAGAGGUAUACCAACUUUUCGAUACACUGCCCCCAAUUACCUGUUUGCCAAUGGAACGGACUACCCACCCAAUGAAGGAUUCUGCCCCUGUGUGGCUUCCGGAGUUCAGAAUGUCAGCUCUUGUCGUUUCAAUGCCCCAGUGUUUAUAUCAUUCCCUCAUUUCUACAACGCAGAUCCCAGCUUCUUGGAGUCUGUGGAUGGAUUGCACCCAACUGAAGAGCUGCAUUCACUUUUCCUAGACAUGCAUCCACUGACUGGAAUCCCAAUGAACUGUUCCAUUAAAAUGCAGCUCAACAUGCUGACCAAAUCUGUGUCUGGCAUAGUGCAAACUGGAAAGAUUAAACCUGUGAUUCUUCCAGUGCUGUGGUUUGCAGAGAGCGGGUACCUUGAUGGGCCAGUGUACUACACUUACUACAACAUCCUGAUCCUCAUGCCCGUCCUACUUGAUUACCUACAAUAUGUGCUCAUUGGCAUUGGUCUCUUUUUUAUCGUGGUUGCACUGGUUCUUCCCUUUUUUAAACAGUGUCGAAAGCAAGAGCAAGUGCUUAAUGACACAAGUGGAACUGAUGACGCAACUGAAUAUUCUGAGGAUUCAAAGCUUCUACAGGAUCAGGAUUACGCACCACCUCAAACUUGACAUUUGACUGUUUUCUAAACUUUCCCGGAGGAUUGAUAACACCCUACAGGGAUUGUUUAGGAGUUUAUCUAAUCACUACAAAGCUAUCUUGCAAGUUACGGAUCACUGGGAUAGCAUUCAUGGAAAUGUCAGUCCCUUCAUCUUGGAAAAAACAGCUUGAGCUUUGUCAGCUAACCUCCAUCUUUGUGCCUUGUGUGCUAAGUGGGCUAAGGGAAGCAUGAAGAAAGUCAUGGCAAAUACUAUAAUAUGGUGAUGGUGGCAUUUAAGCAACCCACUUAAUUAUGAAUCAUCUAAUCACUAAAGAAAUCAUAAAUCAAAGCCGUUUUCUAUCAGGAUUCAGUUGAUUGUUACAUUUGUGUCAUUAUUGUAUUAGCUGCCAGUCUAAUUCUAAGCAGCAAUAAUUGACUCUUGGAUAUAAUAGCACUUCAAACCUAGUUUUACCACAAAGCAAAUUAUUUAAUUACACAAAUGAGUUAAAGUCCUAUUGCAUCAAGUAGCUUAAGUCUCUCGACUCCAGAGAAGGUGCAGGAUAGGAUGUGGAUGGGUAAGACAAUUGGGCUGCCAUCUGCUUUGCUUGUAUCUUCCCAUUAUCAUAAAUGUAUAGCUGCCUUAUUAUGUUGCAAAAAAAAAAGCCUUUAACUAGGCUAUUUGUGUCAGUUUAAAUGUAUGUAUGAUGGGUUGCAAUUCAGUGAGAUGUUUCAGUGACAGUGUUAUGGUAUGUCCUUGCUUGUUCUAUGUAGAAUGGAAAGUGCCUGCAGCACUAAUUCUGUUGCCUCCUCUUUCUGAGCUGUGUGGGUUAAACAACCAAUGUCUGUCUGUCUAAAGCCAAAGCAGUUGUCUUAUCACUGUAUUACCCAGUGACGGUUCUGAUCCGGUUAUUAGUUCGAGGGUGACCGUAACCAAAGUGAAUUUGUAGUUGUAUCAACUGCAGCUGCACAUAACAUAUUACAAGUGUUGUAGUUAAGACUUAUCACAUUCUGCUGGUAGCCUAAACGACUAAUAGACUGAACAUAUAUUUAUGAAUCCUAUAAUGUGUCAAUACCUUGUAAAUGUAACCCUAAAUACAAUACCAAAGUCAUCAAACCCAGAGAUGGCAAUUUUUGGCACUAUACUAAUGUAAAUCUUAUGUGUGGAGAUACAGUAUAAACGAGAGCUCAGCAAGUUCAGGGCACACAAAAAAGCGCCUUAUU
Molecule: messenger RNA, 2938 nt
Organism: Xenopus laevis (African clawed frog)
Lineage: Eukaryota; Metazoa; Chordata; Amphibia; Anura; Pipidae
Gene: scarb1.L
Product: scavenger receptor class B member 1 L homeolog
Exons: 12
Coding region: 237-1748 (503 amino acids)
Biological process (GO): plasma lipoprotein particle clearance; cholesterol import; recognition of apoptotic cell
Cellular component (GO): membrane; caveola; cytoplasm
Molecular function (GO): lipid binding; low-density lipoprotein particle binding; scavenger receptor activity
Source: RefSeq, a predicted model, not a curated record